UAGGCGGAAUUUUACAGUACUGCCUUUGAUGAUGAGCUUUUUUUCUUUCUUUUUUCUAUGUUUGCUUCUUAUUACUAUUGUUUACAUUCCACUUUCACACAUUUACACGGAAGUAGUCCAUGUCUUAAUAGCCUGCACGUAUUCUCAAUUGCUUGAAAUAGAGAUAAUAUUCCAGUUUUCUGAGAAUAGUAAAUACCCUGUAAGUACAUUUCAGAAGGCCUACAAAUGAACAAAAAAUGUAUUAAUUUGCCUGAUGAUCUAAACUGCGAGUAAUCCGCGAGGGCCCGCCCACUCCCAGCCACAGGCGAGACGAGGCGAACACAAUCCAGCUGUUUCCGCAGCUACAAUGACGGCCAACACCAGGUACAAGAGUCGGAUGAUUAAAUCAGAGGAUGGAGAGGAUAAAGAGUAUGUGGGCUUUGCCACGCUACCCAACCAGGUCCACAGGAAGUCUGUGAAGAAGGGCUUUGACUUCACCCUGAUGGUGGCAGGAGAGUCUGGCUUGGGAAAGUCUACUCUGGUGAACAGUCUGUUUCUCACGGACCUCCAUAAGGACAGGAAGCUACUGAAUGCUGAAGAGCGGAUUAACCAGACAGUGGAAAUCACCAAGCACACAGUGGACAUCGAGGAGAAGGGGGUGAAGCUCAAACUGACCAUCGUGGACACCCCUGGCUAUGGGGACGCCGUCAACAACACAGAAUGCUGGAAGACCAUCACUGACUACAUCGACCAGCAGUUUGAACAGUACUUCCGAGACGAGAGUGGGCUAAACAGGAAGAACAUCCAGGACAACCGCGUCCACUGUUGCCUCUACUUCAUCCCCCCCUUUGGACAUGGUCUGCGUCCGGUGGAUGUGGAGUUCAUGAAGGCCCUGCACAACAAGGUCAACGUGGUGCCCCUCAUCGCCAAGGCCGACUGCCUGACGCCAGCUGAGAUACGGAAGAUGAAGGACAGGGUGAGGGAGGAAAUUGAGAAUUUUGGGAUCAAGGUGUACCAGUUCCCUGACUGUGAUUCUGACGAGGACGAGGAGUUUAAGCAGCAGGACCGGGAACUCAAGGAGAGCACUCCAUUUGCAGUGAUCGGCAGCAACACUGUGGUGGAGGCCAGAGGCCAGAGGAUCCGAGGCAGACUCUACCCUUGGGGCAUUGUUGAGGUGGAGAACCAGUCACAUUGUGACUUUGUGAAGCUGCGUAACAUGCUGAUCCGUACACACAUGCACGACCUGAAGGACAUCACCUGUGACAUGCACUAUGAAAACUACAGAGCCCAGUGCAUUCAGCAAAUGACAAGUAAAAUGACGCAGGAUAACCGCGUGGAGAGUCCCAUCCCCAUUCUCCCUCUGUCUACUCCUGACGUGGAGACGGAGAAGCUGAUCAAGAUGAAGGACGAGGAGCUGAGGAGGAUGCAGGAGAUGUUGCAGAAGAUGCAGCAACAGAUGCACGAGCAGGACCUGUGAGAAGAC
Clupea harengus (Atlantic herring) is the source of this 1462-nucleotide messenger RNA. RefSeq names its product septin 5b (gene septin5b). The record is from RefSeq and is a predicted model, not a curated record. Gene Ontology annotation, molecular function: GTP binding. Lineage: Eukaryota; Metazoa; Chordata; Actinopteri; Clupeiformes; Clupeidae.